AUGACCGUCAACAACUUCACCAAGAAACACAAGGUUACCGUUAUCGGUUCCGGUAACUGGGGCACCACUGUGGCCAAGCUCGUCGCCGAGAACUGCGCGGAGCACCCCGAUACCUUCGAGAAGGAUGUUCAGAUGUGGGUUUACGAGGAGAACGUGACCCUCCCCAAGGACUCCAGGCACUUCGAUGCCUCGAUCGGCGAGCAACCGCAGAAGCUCACCCACAUCAUCAACACAUACCACGAGAACGUCAAGUACCUCCCCGGCAUCCCGUUGCCUCACAACAUUGUCGCCAACCCUUCGUUGGUAGACGCCGUCAAGGACUCGAGCAUCCUCAUCUUCAACCUUCCCCACGAGUUCAUUGGCAACAUCUGCAGACAGAUCAAGGACCACAUUGCGCCCUAUGCUCGCGGUAUCAGCUGCAUCAAGGGUGUCUCGGUCACCGACGACAAGAUCGAGCUUAUUUGCAACUACAUCAGCGAGAACCUCAACAUCUACUGUGGUGCCCUCAGCGGUGCCAACAUUGCCAGCGAGAUUGCCAACGAGGAGUGGUGCGAGACCACCAUUGCCUACAAUACCCCCGUUGUUGACAGACGCGACGAGAACGGCAGGCCAGUUGCCAACGGCGAGUCCAACGGCAACGACGUUGCCAAUGGCCACUCCAAGCAGCUCACCCCUCUGCCGCUCGACUACCCUCCUCUGGACCACGAUGAGUGGGCCCUGCUCUUCAGCCGCCCCUACUUCACCGUCUCCAUGGUGUCGGACAUUGUCGGUGUCUCGCUGGCUGGUGCUCUCAAGAACAUUGUCGCCAUUGCUUGUGGCUACGUCGAGGGCCACGGCUGGAACAUGACUGCUAAGACCGCUGUCAUGCGUCGCGGUAUGCAGGAGACCAUUCGUUUCGCCAACGAGUUCUUCCCCGGCCAGAUCGAGCCCAGUACUUUUUGGGAGGAAAGUGCCGGCUGGGGUGACAUGAUUGUGAGCUGCACCUCUGCCCGCAACUGGAGGUGCUCCAAGUUGGCCGUGGAACGCAACCUGCCCAUUGAAGAGGUUGAGAAGACGGAGCUCAACGGCCAGAAGCUCCAGGGUAUCUCCACCACCCGCGAGGUGUGCAGCUUCCUCCGUGCCAAGGGAGCCGAGGAGCGCUACCCCGUCUUCAUGGCUGUUGAGCGUAUCAUCAACCAGGAGAUCAAGGUCGAGGAGAUUCCCAAGCUCUUCAAGUAG
Messenger RNA from Sordaria macrospora k-hell, 1218 nucleotides. RefSeq lists its product as uncharacterized. Gene Ontology annotation, cellular component: glycerol-3-phosphate dehydrogenase (FAD) complex; cytosol; nucleus. NCBI's taxonomy places the organism in Eukaryota, Fungi, Ascomycota, Sordariomycetes, Sordariales, Sordariaceae. The record is from RefSeq and is a predicted model, not a curated record. Gene Ontology annotation, molecular function: glycerol-3-phosphate dehydrogenase [NAD(P)+] activity; protein homodimerization activity; NAD binding. Gene Ontology annotation, biological process: glycerol-3-phosphate catabolic process; carbohydrate metabolic process.